UCGCGAUCGCUUGUGCGUCCCUUCUCAACGAUUGAGCAGCGAUGCUUCGGCACUCUCUCGAGACUCGGCCGUCUAGCGCCGCAGACUCUCCCAUUUAGCCGGGCCUGACAAAUAUGAUUCCGCUGCCUCCCACGAUUUCGGCGCUUGGCUUUUGCAUGGUCGUUAUUUUCGUUGUAUUGCGGCAGCUCUCGGCACACACAUGUUCUGUCAUGUGUCCGGCAUUUCGGCUUCUAACAAGAGCAAAACCAUAAGUAUGUGUGGUGAAAGGAUUCCACGGCACAGUCUUCCUCUCCUCGACGAAUAUGUCUCCCGUCACCGCGGACGCUGCUCAGUCGUCUCAGCCAAGUACAGAGAAGGAAUCAGUCACACCGCAGCCCCCGGUCGACACUAAACCAACUCGCGGUGCUUGGAAGGAGAAUGAGACCCACCAUCUGCCCAAGAAUCGGUUGCCGGUCGUCUUCCUCGCCUUGACGCUCACUCUGUUCCUGGCUGCGAUGGAUCAAACCAUUGUAGCGACUGCCCUGCCGACGAUUGUUGCGAAGCUAGGCGGUGGGCGCGAGUACAGCUGGGUUGGAAGUUCUUUCCUUCUCGCUGCCGCUGCUCUGUCCCCACUAUACGGCAAGCUAUCAGAUAUCCUCGGGAGGAAGCCGCUUCUCUAUGGCUGCAUAUCCAUAUUUCUGGUUGGGUCGGCACUAUGCGGGGCAGCGCAGAACAUGACAUGGCUGGUUGUUUGUCGUGCUGUUCAAGGUAUUGGCGGCGGAGGGAUCCUUCAACUCGCAAGUUGCAAAACUUCAAGUUGGAACUAGUGAAUUCACUAUUUUCAGGUCAACAUCACCAUUGGUGAUAUUGUCUCGCUCGAAGACCGAGGCAAGUAUAUCGGUGCGAUGGGUGCAACCUGGGGAAUUGCUUCUGUUACUGGACCCCUGAUCGGAGGCGCUCUCACCGAACAUGCCUCUUGGCGAUGGAUUUUCUUUAUCAAUCUGCCCACAGGGGGCAUCGCCGCUGUCUUGUUAUUCUUCUUCCUCAAUUUGAACCCUCGCCCGCUCAAAUCAUUCCGGGAAUACCACGAGGAGUUUGACUACCUCGGGCUCCUCUUGAUUGUCGCCGGGGUGGUGUGCGUUCUCCUCGGCUUCAAUUCUAGCGAGACUUCUUGGUCCUCGGCCGAAACCAUCGCGUUGCUCGUGAUCGGCUGUGUUCUUCUCGUGGUGGCCUCUAUCAACGAAAUAACCACGAAGCGUUCCGCGAUUAUUCCACCUCGUCUGUUUCGGACGCGGACGACUGUUGCCAUCUUGGUUUCGACAUUCCUCCAUGCCAUUGGAUUUUUUGGAGGUGCAUACUAUUUGCCCUUGUAUUUCCAGGUGCUCGGGUUCUCCGCCACUGGUGCCGGCGUGCGGAUGAUUCCGUUCUCCCUCGGUGGCGCCUUGUUCUCCACCAUUUCGGGGCAGAUUGUGGCCAGAACCGGGGACUAUCGCACGGUCAUCUGGAUUGCCUGGCCCCUGAUCGUUCUCGGAUACGGAUUGAUGACGACGCUGGAUGACCAUUCAAGCGUAGCGAAACAAGUGCUGUAUCCGUUUGUGACCGCCAUGGGCAUUGGUUCUCUGUUCCAGACACCUCUCAUCGGGCUCCAGGCAGCGAUGCCGCUCAAGGAUAUGGCAACAAGCACUUCGACGUAUGUGCUCAUUCGAACUCUGGGGGGGACAGUUGCCAUCGCAGCGGGUCAAACGAUAAUCACCACAACCCUCCAGCAUCGCAUCGAUUCCAUUCCUGGAUCAGACACUCUCAAGCUCUCGGCUGCCACUCUGAGCCAGGACGUCCUGCAACUCAAGAGCAUUCCCGAUGCGACAUUGCGCUCCGCAGUCGUGCAUGCUUACUCUCGCUCUAUCAGCACAAUCUGGAUCCUUGCGGUAGCGGUAGCCGGCGCCGGCCUGCUAUUAUCACUCUUUACCAGGAAGUACAGUCUGCAGCGCACGGUGGUCCGCGACGGAAAGCCAGCAGGCGAUCAGCAAGAUGCAGUGGCUGAGAAGGAUAACGAGCAAGCCACCGUGCGAGCCGAUCCGUCGCUCGACAAGGAGUCGGACAAGGCCGAGGUGUGAGAUGCGGAGGUAAAGAUACACAAAGCGAGGACAACUAGAGCCUGGUCCGUUCAGGAAUGUGGUUCAACGUCAGUUGUUGGUAUCUGUGUAGACUGAGAAUCAAGUCGGCGACCGAAGGGGACGGGCUCACGGUUCAGAAUUCUGAUGAUAAUAGAACCCACUCAUCAGGGCUGGCCGCGGCCCAGAUGAGAGCCCAGUAGCCGGCGUCCGGCGACUGGCGGACGAGUCUCGUCUCGACCUCGUGACCGCAACCGGGGAGCAUGCCGGUAGAGGGCCGAGCUCAUCGUCCAUCGCACCGUCGAACUCGCUGUGAUGCGGGGCGGGAUUCAAGUCCACACAGACAUAAUAAAAACCUGGGCCGAUUUA
Messenger RNA from Mycena citricolor, 2459 nucleotides. NCBI's taxonomy places the organism in Eukaryota, Fungi, Basidiomycota, Agaricomycetes, Agaricales, Mycenaceae. The record is from the annotation of a GenBank genome assembly.